Otolemur garnettii (small-eared galago) is the source of this 5065-nucleotide messenger RNA. RefSeq names its product glutamate ionotropic receptor NMDA type subunit 2D (gene GRIN2D). The record is from RefSeq and is a predicted model, not a curated record. NCBI's taxonomy places the organism in Eukaryota, Metazoa, Chordata, Mammalia, Primates, Galagidae. Gene Ontology annotation, biological process: synaptic transmission, glutamatergic; monoatomic ion transport; excitatory postsynaptic potential. Gene Ontology annotation, cellular component: postsynaptic density membrane; postsynaptic membrane; plasma membrane. The transcript has 13 exons. Bases 89 to 4087 code for a protein of 1332 amino acids. Gene Ontology annotation, molecular function: NMDA glutamate receptor activity; transmitter-gated monoatomic ion channel activity involved in regulation of postsynaptic membrane potential.
GGACACCAGGUUCCAGUCCUGGCCCACCUGAAAUCCCCCCAACAGAACAGGGUCAUGAAAAGAGGCCGCCCGGCGGGGCCCGCAGGCGAUGCGCGGUGCCGGUGGCCCCCGCGGCCCUCGGGGCCCCGCUAAGAUGCUGCUGCUACUGGCGCUGGCCUGUGCCAGCCCGUUCCCGGAGGAAGUACCGGGGCCGGGCGGGCCCGGCGGGGUCCCCGGCGGGGCGAGACCGCUCAACGUGGCGCUUGUGUUUUCGGGGCCCGCGUACGCGGCUGAAGCUGCACGCUUGGGGCCGGCCGUGGCAGCGGCCGUGCGCAGCCCGGGCCUGGACGUGCGGCCUGUGGCGCUGGUGCUCAACGGCUCGGACCCUCGCAGCCUCGUGCUGCAGCUCUGUGACCUGCUGUCGGGGCUGCGCGUGCACGGCGUCGUCUUCGAAGACGACUCGCGCGCGCCCGCCGUGGCGCCCAUCCUGGACUUCCUCUCGGCGCAGACCUCGCUGCCCAUCGUGGCCGUGCACGGAGGCGCCGCGCUCGUGCUCACGCCCAAGGAGAAGGGUUCCACCUUCCUGCAGCUGGGCUCCUCCACAGAGCAACAGCUUCAGGUCAUCUUUGAGGUGCUGGAAGAGUACGACUGGACGUCCUUUGUAGCAGUGACCACGCGAGCUCCUGGCCAUCGCGCCUUCCUGUCCUACAUAGAGGUGCUGACUGAUGGCAGCAUGGUGGGCUGGGAGCACCGUGGAGCCCUGACGCUGGACCCUGGGGCUGGAGAGGCCGUGCUGAGUGCCCAGCUCCGCAGUGUUAGUGCACAGAUCCGCCUGCUCUUCUGUGCCCGAGAGGAGGCUGAGCCUGUGUUCCGGGCAGCAGAGGAGGCUGGCCUCACCGGGUCUGGCUACGUCUGGUUUAUGGUGGGGCCCCAGCUGGCUGGAGGUGGGGGCUCUGGGGUCCCUGGUGAGCCCCUCCUUCUGCCAGGAGGCGCUCCCCUGCCAGCAGGGCUGUUUGCAGUGCGCUCAGCUGGCUGGAGGGAUGACUUGGCUCGGCGUGUGGCAGCUGGUGUGGCUGUAGUGGCCAGAGGUGCUCAGGCCCUGCUGCGUGACUAUGGUUUCCUUCCUGAGCUUGGCCAUGACUGUCGUGCCCAGAACCGCACCCAUCGUGGGGAAAGUCUGCAUAGGUACUUCAUGAACAUUACCUGGGAUAACCGGGAUUACUCCUUCAAUGAGGAUGGCUUCCUGGUGAAUCCCUCCCUGGUGGUCAUCUCCCUUACCAGAGACAGGACAUGGGAGGUGGUGGGCAGCUGGGAGCAGCAGACUCUCCGCCUCAAGUACCCGCUAUGGUCCCGCUAUGGUCGCUUCCUACAGCCAGUAGAUGACACGCAGCACCUCACAGUGGCCACACUCGAGGAGAGGCCCUUUGUCAUUGUGGAGCCGGCAGACCCCAUCAGCGGCACUUGCAUCCGAGACUCCGUCCCCUGCCGGAGCCAGCUCAACCGGACCCACAGCCCUCCCCCAGACGCUCCCCGCCCGGAGAAGCGGUGCUGCAAGGGCUUCUGUAUCGACAUUCUGAAGCGGCUGGCGCACACUAUUGGCUUCAGCUACGAUCUCUACCUGGUCACCAACGGCAAGCACGGGAAAAAGAUCGACGGCGUCUGGAACGGCAUGAUUGGAGAGGUGUUCUACCAGCGCGCAGACAUGGCCAUUGGCUCUCUCACUAUCAACGAGGAGAGGUCCGAGAUCGUGGAUUUCUCUGUCCCCUUUGUGGAAACGGGCAUCAGCGUCAUGGUGGCACGCAGCAAUGGCACUGUGUCCCCCUCGGCUUUCCUGGAGCCCUACAGCCCCGCCGUGUGGGUGAUGAUGUUCGUCAUGUGCCUCACCGUAGUCGCCGUCACCGUUUUCAUCUUUGAAUACCUCAGUCCGGUCGGCUACAACCGCAGCCUGGCCACGGGCAAGCGCCCUGGCGGCUCAACCUUCACCAUCGGGAAAUCCAUCUGGCUGCUCUGGGCCCUGGUGUUCAAUAACUCGGUACCUGUGGAGAACCCCCGGGGAACUACCAGCAAAAUCAUGGUGCUGGUGUGGGCCUUCUUCGCUGUCAUCUUCCUCGCUAGCUACACAGCCAAUCUGGCCGCCUUCAUGAUCCAGGAGGAGUACGUGGACACGGUGUCUGGGCUCAGUGACCGCAAGUUCCAGCGGCCCCAGGAGCAGUACCCGCCCCUGAAGUUUGGAACUGUGCCCAAUGGGUCCACGGAGAAAAACAUUCGCAGCAACUAUCCCGACAUGCACAGCUACAUGGUGCGCUACAACCAGCCCCGCGUAGAGGAAGCACUCACUCAGCUCAAGGCAGGGAAGCUGGAUGCCUUCAUCUAUGACGCAGCCGUGCUCAACUACAUGGCCCGCAAAGAUGAGGGCUGCAAGCUGGUUACCAUCGGCUCCGGCAAGGUCUUUGCCACGACAGGCUAUGGCAUCGCCCUGCACAAGGGCUCCCGCUGGAAGCGGCCCAUCGACCUGGCGCUGCUGCAGUUCCUGGGGGAUGAUGAGAUCGAGAUGCUGGAGCGCCUGUGGCUCUCUGGGAUCUGCCACAAUGACAAAAUCGAGGUGAUGAGCAGCAAGCUGGACAUCGACAACAUGGCAGGUGUCUUUUACAUGCUCUUGGUGGCCAUGGGCCUCUCCCUGCUGGUCUUCGCCUGGGAGCACCUGGUGUACUGGCGCCUGCGGCACUGCCUGGGGCCCACCCAUCGCAUGGACUUCCUGCUGGCCUUCUCUCGGGGCAUGUACAGCUGCUGCAGCGCCGAGGCCGCCCCACCGCCAGCCAAGCCCCCUCCUCCACCGCAGCCUCUACCCAGCCCCGCGUACCCCACCGCGCGGCCGGCGCCUGGCCCUGCGCCCUUCGUGCCCCGCGAGCGCGCAGCAGUGGACCGCUGGCGCCGCACCAAGGGCGCAGGGCCGCCGGGGGGCGCCGGCCUGGCCGACGGCUUCCACCGCUAUUACGGCCCAAUCGAGCCACAGGGCCUGGGCCUGGGCCUCGGCGAGGCGCGCGCGGCACCGCGGGGCGCAGCAGGGCGCCCCUUGUCCCCUCCUGCUGCGCAACCUCCGCAGAAGCCGCCACCCUCCUACUUCGCCAUCGUGCGGGACAAGGAACCGGCCGAGCCCCCAGCCGGUGCCUUCCCCGGCUUCCCAUCGCCGCCCGCGCCCCCAGCCGCCGCAGCCACCGCCGUCGGGCCGUCUCUCUGCCGCUUGGCCUUCGAGGACGAGAGCCCGCCAGCGCCUGCUCGCUGGCCGCGCUCAGACCCCGAGAGCCAGCCCCUGCUGGGGCCCGGCGCAGGCGGCGCGGGCGGUGCAGGUGCCUCGGGUGGCGGAGCCCCGGCAGCGCCACCCCCGUGCCGCGCAGCGCCGCCCCCCUGUCCUUACCUUGACCUGGAGCCGUCGCCGUCGGACUCGGAAGACUCGGAGAGCCUGGGCGGCGCGUCGCUGGGCGGCCUGGAGCCCUGGUGGUUCGCCGACUUUCCUUACCCAUAUGCCGAGCGCCUCGGGCCGCCGCCUGGCCGCUACUGGUCAGUAGACAAGCUCGGGGGCUGGCGCGCCGGUAGCUGGGACUACCUGCCCCCGCGCAGCGGUCCAGCAGCCUGGCACUGCCGUCAUUGCGCCAGCUUGGAGCUCCUGCCACCACCGCGACACCUCAGCUGCUCUCACGAUGGCCUGGACGGCGGCUGGUGGGCGCCGCCGCCCCCGCCCUGGGCCGCUGGGCCUCCGCCUCGACGCCGAGCCCGCUGCGGGUGCCCGCGGCCGCACCCUCACCGCCCGCGGGCUUCGCACCGCGCGCCCGCCGCUGCACCGCACCACCACCGCCACCGGCGUGCCGCGGGGGGCUGGGACCUCCCGCCGCCUGCGCCCACGUCGCGUUCGCUGGAGGACCUCAGCUCGUGUCCCCGCGCCGCCCCUGCGCGCAGGCUCACUGGGCCUUCCCGCCACGCUCGCAGGUGCCCACACGCCGCUCACUGGGGGCCACCACUGCCCGCCGCGCCCCACCGGAGACACCGGGGUGGGGACCUGGGCACCCGCAGGGGCUCGGCACACUUCUCCAGCCUCGAGUCCGAGGUAUGACGUGGCCCCGGGGGCCCCACCGCCCCCUUGGUCAGCGCAGGCCACAGCCCGAGGGGGCAGGCAGAAGGGACAGGACCCAUGUGGGUUGGGAAGGAAAACAAUGGAACUUGGCUGGACACGCCUGGAGCAGCGUCCUGCGCCCCCCUUGUUAUGGGGAAACCGUGAGGUGGAGAGGAUUUGGUCCCUCAAGUCUCAUCCAGCCUGAGAGCGAGGGGACAGGGGUUUCAGAGCCCACUGAACCUUUUUAUAAACCCGAUAAGGGCUUUUUAACGUCACCAGAUGGGGCGGGAGGUUGGGGGGGUCACACCACACUCGCGCCCCACCCUAUGCCCCGGGCCGUGGCCCCUACAUCACUGUGCAGCUCCCCGGCCCUAGCCACGCCUCCGGGGAGGCCCGUUUUUAACCUUUCAUCCAUUGGGACUCGAAACUGUGAGACGCGUUUGCCAAACUGUGACCCCAGACCUUGGCCCCGCCACACAGAAACCCCUGACCCCAGACUGUGAUUUCCAACUCCUAAAAUGGUCAUCCGACCCCAGACUGUGACCCCAGACCCCAAACUGUGACCCAAACCCCAGACUGCCCCAACCAGACUGUGACCCUUGACAUCAAACCGUGACACACCCCUCCUUUCCACCUGUGCAGCUUUUCCCUAUUUUGACCUAGGACAUGUCCCCAACUGAAGCCUUGCCUUCCCUAAUGAUCCCAACCUCCCUCAAGCCAAAACUACCCAUCCCGCCUCACCUUCCUACCCACCCAGGUGCCAUUAGCCACAACUUCUCCAAAUCCAGCCCCUACUGGUGACCCUUUGGUCAUGACCCAGCAGACCCUCUAAAGCCUCCUCUUCCCAGAUCUCCAGCCAGGUCUGGGGCUGGGUUGUGGAAUGGAGGGUCUGGGAGUUCACACUUCACCAACCUCCCUUCCCACUCUCCUCUUCCAUAUUGCAGUGUUUGGAAUAAAACAUGUUUUUAUGCCUCCUCA